UCCUCCGCCGCCUCGCUUUCCGGCGCCGCGAGACCCAUCGCCGGCUUCCGCGCUUCCUCCGGCUGGUGUGCUCCUCUCGCAAUCGCGCUGGAUUCUUCCCCGCUGCGUGGAGGGGGACUGAGGUCGUUGCUGUUUCCUACCCGCCACCGCCGCCUGAGUUGAGGGAGGAGGAGGAGGAAGGGGCGCAAUGACGGUGGCUGCGGCGCUUCUGCGCCGGAGGGCGCUCUAUUCGACCCUUGCGCCGUCCUUUUCUGUCCAUGAUGCCAAUUUCCGCUGCCUUUGCUUCAAUUCUGGUGUAAACGUUGUUCAACCAUCCAAUUUGAGAUUACAGAGGAACUAUCACAGCUCUGGGAAGUUUGAUUUGACUGAUAUGACACACCCUCAUAUGUGGUAUCCGAAUGCCCGAGAAAAGAAGCGCAAUGUAUUUUUACAUGUCGGACCUACAAACAGUGGGAAAACGCAUAAUGCCCUCAAGAGAUUAGAAGCAAGUUCUUCAGGAGUAUACUGUGGACCUCUUAGAUUGUUAGCACGAGAGGUAGCUCAAAGACUAAACAAAGCUAAUGUACCUUGUAACUUAAUUACUGGACAAGAAAAGGAAGAAAUUGAAGGUGCAAAGCAUAGCUCAGUAACAGUUGAGAUGGCUGACGUGACAACUGAUUAUCAAUGUGCCAUUAUUGAUGAAAUUCAGAUGGUUGGCUGUAGAUCGAGGGGGUUUUCAUUUACUCGUGCACUUCUGGGGCUUUGUUCAGAUGAGCUUCAUGUUUGUGGUGACCCAGCUGUGGUUCCUCUCAUUCAGCGAAUUCUCGAACCUACCGGUGAUGUGAUUACGAUCCAGUAUUAUGAGAGGUUAUCUCCAUUAGUUCCUCUGAAGACUACGCUUGGGUCUUUCUCUAACAUCAAGGCAGGGGAUUGCAUUGUAACUUUCUCUCGACAAUCGAUAUAUAUGCUCAAGAGAAGAAUUGAAAUGGAGGGUAAGCAUCUUUGUUCUGUAGUCUAUGGCUCAUUGCCACCAGAAACUCGAACAAAACAGGCGACAAUGUUCAAUGAUGAAGCCAGUGACCUUAAUGUGUUAGUGGCUAGUGAUGCUAUUGGAAUGGGUCUUAAUCUCAACAUUUCUAGAAUCAUUUUCUCUACACUGAAGAAGUUUGAUGGCAUUUGCAAAAGGGAACUAACUGUGCCCGAGAUCAAACAAAUUGCUGGCAGGGCUGGGAGAUAUGGAUCUAAAUUCCCAGUUGGUGAAGUGACCUGUCUAGAUGCUGAUCAACUUCCAUUACUACACUCAGCUCUGAAAUCACCUUCUCCCAUUAUAGAGCGUGCUGGACUUUUCCCCACUUUCGAUUUAUUGUCUCUGUAUUCACGAUUGCAUGGAACUGACUUUUUUCACCCUGUAUUGGAGCAUUUCUUGGAUAAGGCUAAACUAUCUCCUGACUAUUUCAUUGCUGAUUGUGAAGAUAUGCUGAAAGUUGCUGCUAUUGUUGAUGAGUUACCACUUGGAUUGUAUGAUAAAUACCUCUUCUGUCUCAGUCCAGUGGACGUUGAUGAUGAUAUAUCUACUCAAGGAUUAAUUCAGUUUGCAGAAAAUUAUGCAAAGAAAGGAAUUGUUCGACUUAAGGAGAUAUUUACACCUGGGACACUCCAAGUGCCUAAAUCACACAAUCAACUGAAGGAGCUUGAAUCGAUUCACAAGGUCCUAGAGUUGUAUGUGUGGUUGAGCUUCAGAAUGGAGGAUUCCUUCCCAGACCGUGAAUUGGCAGCUUCCCAGAAGUCAAUCUGUAGUAUGUUGAUCGAAGAAUAUCUGGAAAGGUCCGGUUGGCAGCAACAAGGGAAAAGGAAGUUUUUACAAAGGUCAAAGAAUGUGCAUCGAGACUAUGAUGCAUCACAAUUGCGCAAGUAUUUUCAAGAAAUUGAUGUGAGAUCAAAAUAAGAGGCUUAUAUACUAUAAAGUUGCCUCACAACAUUCAGUCCCGAUUUGAGCAAACUUCUGGACUUCUGAUUGCAUACCUUAUGGCAGACGAGAGGCGACAAUACAUUUAUGGAUGACACAGCUAAAAUGGAAUCAUCAGUCAAUAUUGCAGCAGAUAUCCUCCAUCUUGACGACUUUGUAGUUAUUCUUUCAUUACUCUUUUUUGUGUUUCUAACACAAAUUGACCUGUACAUUACGUUAAAUUAUACUAUAAUAGUUCGUUAAAUUUAUUAACAUAGACGGUUAAAAUUAUUAACUUCUAACUUGUAUUGUCGUAUGCCACUUUCAGUUCCAUGGAACAAUGUAGCGCCAGUAACUCUAAUCAAAGGUGUAAAUGUCAGAAAAGCAUUUGUUUCUUCGGUAGU
Oryza brachyantha (malo sina) is the source of this 2328-nucleotide messenger RNA. RefSeq names its product ATP-dependent RNA helicase SUV3, mitochondrial. The transcript is spliced from 17 exons. Gene Ontology annotation, biological process: mitochondrial RNA 3'-end processing; RNA catabolic process. Gene Ontology annotation, cellular component: mitochondrial degradosome. Bases 188 to 1924 code for a protein of 578 amino acids. Gene Ontology annotation, molecular function: RNA helicase activity; hydrolase activity, acting on acid anhydrides; ATP binding. The record is from RefSeq and is a predicted model, not a curated record. NCBI's taxonomy places the organism in Eukaryota, Viridiplantae, Streptophyta, Magnoliopsida, Poales, Poaceae.